Messenger RNA from Phyllopteryx taeniolatus (common seadragon), 3455 nucleotides. RefSeq names its product adhesion G protein-coupled receptor E1. The transcript has 17 exons. The coding region runs from base 418 to 2619 and encodes 733 amino acids. NCBI's taxonomy places the organism in Eukaryota, Metazoa, Chordata, Actinopteri, Syngnathiformes, Syngnathidae. The record is from RefSeq and is a predicted model, not a curated record. Gene Ontology annotation, molecular function: calcium ion binding; G protein-coupled receptor activity. Gene Ontology annotation, biological process: adenylate cyclase-activating G protein-coupled receptor signaling pathway; cell surface receptor signaling pathway. Gene Ontology annotation, cellular component: membrane.
GAGUCAUCAUCCUCUUCAGGCUCAGCUCGCCGCCUCCUCUGUAUGUGUCCCAUGAGAGAGAGAGGCCAGUAAGUCCUGAAAUAGAGCACACUGACUGGUGUGUAGGCACAGAGGCGAAACGAAAAGGUGGAGAGAAAGGAGAAGAGUGACGAGGGAAAAGCUGUGUGUGUGAAAGGAGAGAAGGAGUGAGAAAAAGAAAAGGAAGGCUGGGGGAGGCCUAGAGGAGGCGUGCUCACAUUGAGAGAGAAAAAGCUGGUGGUGGUUCUUAUACACGCACACACACACACACACGCUAGUCUCCGGAGUUUCUCUUUGUGUGCCCUCCUUUGUGGAAUCCAAGCACUCUAAAUUCCAGUGAACCUUCUGCGAGGACUUCAGUUAUUUCUUAUCACAAAGUUUGCAGCUUUAUUUUUGGACAUGGGCAGAGGAAAAGAGCUUCUGCUUUUUCUUGGUUUAAUGUGCACACUGAAGAGAUGCACGCCUUUGUGUGACAGUGGCUUGAACAUGGAAGGAAGCAAUUGUGUUGAUGUGGAUGAAUGUCAAGAAACUCCUGGACUAUGUGGCAAGCACACACUGUGCUUCAAUACAUAUGGCACCUAUUACUGUCAAUGCCAGUCUGGCUUCACCAACAUUAACGGAAACAUUAAUUUCACUGGCAUUGAUGGACAGUGUCAAGACAAAAACGAGUGUGGCCACGACAUAGAAAUUUGUGGUCGCAUGGCUGAUUGUACCAACCUGAUUGGGAGCUUCAGGUGUACCUGCAAAUUUGGGUACACCAAGACCAAAAGAACUCCAGAAUGCAGAGACAUUGAUGAAUGCGAGGCAGCUGAGAAUCGGAAAGAAGACAUCUGUGGAAGUAAAGGAAGUUGUACAAAUUUAAAUGGAAGUUACUGGUGCAAGUGUGCAAAAGGAUACACUAAUUAUGGCAAUCAAAGGACUCCUUGCUCUCAACUGGAUUGCGAAACCUUUGAUGCCAGAAGUGUACCAUUACAGUAUAACAGCGGCUUGGCAGAUCUGUUGUCCAUGAUGAGAAACAGCUGCAUGGCUCUGUCUAACUCAAAUAGCAGCAAUGAAGGCAAGGCUGAUGGAGAUGCGCUACUGGAGAGACUUCUGACCUCAUCGGAGACCGUCUUAUCAUCAGUCUAUAUGGACGCAAAUGAAGACAUGUAUGAGCUGCUCAACACAAUGGAAAACUCCAUCAGGCUCAUCGCCCCACAGCUCAGAGACAACCGCACCUCAAUGGGGUCCAAUGAGACAGCUGUGGAGAUUGCAGUGCACAGGGGAAUGACUCUGCCCACUGGACCGGUUCAUCUGGCAACUGAAAACUCAACGCUGGAGACUGACUGGAAAACGGCAGCCGGAACAGGAGCAUAUCCUGGCUUUGCUAUGGCUGCCUUGUUGAGUUACCAUAACCUGGAAAGAUCUGUUAACCGCUCCUUUGACAAGCUCCAAGGAUUUGAAAAAGAUGGCAUUGAACCAACUUUCAAAAUCUUCUCCCGGCUUGUGUCUGUUGUGGUGUCUAACCCAUCCACUCAGAACCUGAGCCACCCAGUCAUCCUCACACUCAGACAUCUCCAGAACAAAUCGGAGGCAAGAUACAUCUGUGCAUACUGGAACGACAGAGGUGCCUGGGCCACAGAUGGUUGCCAUCAACAGAAAUCCAAUGCCACGCACACAGUGUGUCGAUGUGAACAUCUCAGCAGUUUCGCCGUGCUGAUGGCUCACUAUCCUGUAGAUCAAUCCUUUGCAAUCCUGUUGAUAACAAAGAUCGGACUGAUCCUCUCCCUGCUGUGUCUGAGUGUUUGCAUCCUGACGUUCAAGUUCUGUCGCUCCAUACACGGGACACGAACAACCAUCCACCUGCACCUCUGUAUCUGCCUCUUCAUUGCUGACCUCAUCUUCCUGGCCGGCAUUUCCCAAACAACACCUGAGGGCGGCUGCAGGUUUAUUGCUGCCAUGCUCCAUCUUUUCUUCAUGGGCGUAUUUGCAUGGAUGCUGCUUGAGGGGGUGCAGCUUUAUCGUAUGGUUGUCCUGGUUUUCAACGCCACCAUUCGGCCCCUCUACUUAUUCCUAUUCGGUUACGGGACACCCUUGGUUGUUGUCGUUCUAUCUGCCAUCAUCAGACCCAAAGGAUAUGGAACUGAGGAGCACUGUUGGCUGUCCCUCAAAGACGGCCUCAUCUGGAGCUUCUACGGCCCUGUGUGCGUCAUCAUCUUCCUCAACGUCUUCUUCUUCAUCGUCACCGUCUGGAAGUUGGCCCAGAAGUUCAGCAGCCUCAACCCGGACCUGUCCAAGCUCAACAAAUUAAAAGCUUUCACAGUGACAGCCAUUGCCCAGGUGUGCAUUCUGGGACUUAUGUGGGUGUUUGGAGCCUUCCUAUUUCGCAAGGGCAACGUGGUGGUGGAAUACAUAUUCACCAUCUUAAACAGCCUGCAGGGAGCACUGGUCUUCAUCAUGCACUGCCUCUUAUCCAAACAGGUUAGAGAGGAGUACUACAACUUUUUCUCCUGCGUCUGCGCGCCAAAGAAAAGAUACUCGGACUUCAGCAGUACAAAUCCAUCCAAUAGUCAGUCACAAGGUUCUCGGAGUGGGCAAAACACUGGAGAAUCCCACAUAUGAAUCGCUCUCAUUUUGUAGUCCUCCCAACGAAAGACAUGUAGCGAAUAUUAGAUUUUAAAACCUCAAAAUUAACCUUUGAGCCAAGGCAUCCAGAUGAUGUUUUCAGGUGCUUACGACAAAGCUAGUGUUUCAAAUUACUAGAAAAGAUGAAAUGUCAUUCCUUCCACAGAGAUAUGUUAUGUCAUACUGUUUUUUUGAACGAUAAUGCUUUUAAAUAUUUAACUAUGGCCACAACAGCAAUGGAGUAGCCUGCGGUAAAUAGUAACUAUGAAAAACAAAUCUAAAAGUGAAGAUAUUUGAUAUAUUUCUUCUUGCUUCCAUCUUGAGCAUAUCUUUAUUCUUAUAUAUUCCCUGUAUUCCCUUUGAGCAGUUUGGGAUUAUUUUAUGUGAAGAACAGACAUGGAGUUUUGGAUGUAUUUUCCAGGUAAAAUGUUUAAAGUUAAUUGGUCAUUUAGAGAGAAUAGCUUCCAUGUGCUAUAUUUCACCAAAUGGGAUUUGUUUUAUGGGAGAGAAAACAAAUGACUAAUAUUGAACAUAACUCAUGAACUGCUUUGAGCCAUGUUCAUGCAAACCCCAUGCGGGCCUUCAGCUUAAUGCAACACUUAAUACAGAACCAAACAAGAGCGUAAAGAUACAAUUAUCAAACUCAAUAUGUAUUUGAAUUACUUAUGGCAAUGGUGAACACUAUUUUGGUUGGUUUGCAUUUGCCUUUAGACACUGGUUGAUGGGACAUUUUUCCAAAGGGAUUUCUUAAGAGCUAUAGAACUCCGACCCACCCAUAUGAUGACUGUGCAGCUUCCUGUUGUUGUGGGAUUAAAUUCCACAUUGUUAUGUCA